UGCAGCAGUGUUCCCUGCCAAGUGUAUAUCUGGCUGCUCUCUCUCAACCGAUUACCCAGUGUCCCUGUAGAUGAACAAGGACCGCUGUUGUUGUUGCCCUCGGCCAUCGUGAAGUGUCAUGUUUUCGUCUGUCCGCGAGCACUUCGCUGCUCCCGACAACAGCUCCAGCAGGAGACGUGAUCCUAUUAUCCGCCGCCGUCGUCACGAGAUGUCCGCACCCCUUCCUCCUUCCCACCCGGCAGCGACCACCGAAGUGGGGCAGCUGCUGGACCUUGGGUUAGCGCUAGGGCACGAGAGAUUCGAGCUCGUUAGCCUCGUCGGUCGGGAAGAGACGGGCAUGGUUGCAGCACACGCCUGGGCCGAGUGCGAAGGCAGUGUUCGCAGACCCAGCGGCGGAGAUCCACGGGCAUCGACGGCGACGACGAUACGCAUUACGCAACCUCACGACGCCUCGACUACACGAAGCCGCCAGGCUAGCCACGGCGGUGAUGUGAAGGUGCAGGCCGGACGAGAGAAGUUGCUGAGAGAGGUGGAAUGGUUGAGGGAAAGAGUCGAAAACUUGAGUCGGGAGCUGGUACUGGCUAGGAAGGAUUCCGGCCGGCUCGCGAAGCAGCUCAAGCAAGAAGAAGGGCUGGGGCGAGAACACCGACGAAAGGCUGACGACGCGGUCAGAGAAGCGAAGGCGCUGAGGCAAGAGCUGGACCGUAUCAAACAAGACCGCGCCGCGAUAGGUUCGGCAUCCAGAACAGCCCUGUCCGACGCGCACCUUCGCAGCGUUAGGAUGGCUGAGCGCCGACGCCGGCGGCAGGCCGAAAGCCUGAUGCAGGCGUACAAGGGGCUAUACGAGGACCAGCUGCAAACCCAGCACGCCUCCGCGGAGAGCUACCGCUCUCUCACACGGGGCUACAGCCGCAUCUCCGCGGACAACGAGGCCCUCCGGCGAGAGGCCGCCGCCGUUGCCGCCGUCGCGGCCGCCGCUGGCGACGCCGCCGGAACCUCCGCCGCCCUCAUAGCCUCGUCUGCAGACAUGCAGCAGCAGAAAACCAGCACCAAGUCCUCGCCACUGUUCCACGUUGGGGAAGAGAUCUCCCGCGACGAGAGAUCGGCGAGAAAGGAAGGCCGGGAGGAGACCCGGAGGGACGUAGGGCGGGGGGGGGAAACGGCGCCGCCACCUGAACGGAGCCGCGCUGCUAUCACCUCCACCUGUACUACUACUGCUCUACCGGUGCUGGAGAAGGGCCGCGGAAGCAGCGUUGUGGAGACAGCGUCGUAUACCAGCGCCGCGGCGGAGUCGGCGGCGGCGGUUGCGACGGCGGCGGUUGCGGUCGCCACGGCUGCGGAUGCCCUGGCCGAGGCGGCUACUACAGCAGCGCCACCGCCUACAAAGGAUACCGCGGAUAUAGAGGAGGGUCCCGCCGCAGCAUCACGGAUAGCGCCGUCGCACGGCCGGAAGGCCGACCACCAACAGAAAGCGCGCGCGAGAAGCAAUUUGGGUAGGAGCGGCUGCGUCGUUCUGGAGAGAUGCGACAGUCGGGAACGAAUCGAAGCAGCGGAUAGGGCGAGCGCGACCAACACCGACCGCCCCUCCACCACGGAAACGCUAGUCUGCUUUCCAUUUUCGGACAGCGCGGAAGGCCCCUCUUCCACCUCCACCACCGCGGUAGCGUCGACGGCGAGAACGGGGAAGAAAGAAGACGGAGCUGCUGCCGACUCCGGCUGGGCACCACCCGCCGAUUUCUCGGUUUCUUGGAUAGAAGCGGCGUCGAUGAGCGGCACGACCACACCAAGCAGCGAAAAGAACCAUGGUUUUCACCGCGGAAGCGCGAAGGGUUACGCCUUUCCGCAAGAGACUGGAGAGGAAGAGCGCUUCUCAGCUGCUCCAUCCUCCGCGAGAGAGCAGGACGCCGCCGCCACCGCCGCCGCUGCCCGAGAAAGCAGGGGCAGUGAGGGACUCGGAUCGGACGAGCGGGGAGGAGCACUCAACGAGGAAGGGCCGCCAAGAGCUGACGACAAGAAAGAAGAAAUUGCUCGCCCCGCGCAGAGGAGUAUGGUCGCGGUCCCUCCGGGAGAACCUGCCCCGCGUUGGCGAGGGCGGUCUGCCGCUCCCGGGAGGUUGCUGGCGAGCUCGGCGUCUUGGGCCGAGGCUGCAGAGGUAGACGCGCCGAAACGCAGCACUUCUCCGACGACGCCCAGGCGCGGCAGGUGGGGGGGGUGCGUUACAUGGGGGGGUGCUACAGGCAAGGGCGCGGCUGAGGAGGAUGGUAAUGGUUGCACUCGCAUCGAACCUUCUUCCCGUGCCCGACCGCACAGCAUUUAGACUAGUUCGUAUGAAUUGCGGCAACAUGGCUAGGGAGGGUACAUGUUAGCUUGAACUACGCAGGGUAGAUAAAGCCAUAGAAGGGUGCCAUGGCUAGACUGAUCCUCGCGGCGUUACGAAGAAAACUACAUGUAGUUUGCACGGUGGUUGGCCGUCAGUAUGGAGUUGGAAUGUGAUCACCGGAAGCGGAGCAAAACGUUUGAAAACGAAAAUAGUGGUGCAAAAGGACCCCUUUCGCCCGAAGUUUAGAAAAUGCAAUGCCGGCCCGUUCCGAAGCUACUUGAAUAUUUAGUGUGGUGCCGGCGGCUGAACCUUCAUUCUUACAGUUGUAGUUUCGACAUGCCUUUUCAACGAUCUGCGCCUUCAUUCUUGUGAGGGUGCUUCCUAUGUCCGAACCGACACUGCUGUGAAUCAGUUUGACUUUUAGCAGCAGUACUGUUUUCUAUUGACCCAGGCGUCUUCGGAGCCUUCGUGUUUGGUUGAAGAUGACGAGUAACCCGUCCUGUCUGCGGUGUUUAGUCAACCCAAACCCUUUUAGGGAAAGCGGGAGGAUGAGACCCACUUGUACGUUGGCUCCUUGGAGCUUUGGAAACCGCCAUGGGUAGAAAGUUGUGUACUCGUGACAUGGCCUCGAUCGCGAGGCUUAGGCUUGCAGCCGGGCGCAUCUACCUGCAUCCGUUGUUGGUUGUACACCGGAGGCAUCGUUUGUCACACCAAGUGUUCAGUCCCUUUCGAACCAGCGGGAAUCUGCGCCUGGACCAGCCAUAUGCCCUUAGAGCCCUUUGCUUUCAUGUCUAACGUCAGCCAAGUCAGAUGCUCACAAUAUGGUGGUACGGUGGGUCCACAUGUCUGUGUGACUGCGUAAUGUUCGGGGGUGGUCAUGUCCGAAAACCUCUCACGGAGAGAACCUUUAACAUUUUUCGCACGAGCUUAUUUGUGUUGUAGUCUCUGGGCAUGGCGUCGAUCAACGAACAGCGGAGGAUUUCUGGUGCUCCUUCGUAGCACUUUCGUGCUGCCUGCCUGCGGUAAGCGUCCA
This is a messenger RNA of Ectocarpus sp. CCAP 1310/34, 3353 nucleotides long. NCBI's taxonomy places the organism in Eukaryota, Phaeophyceae, Ectocarpales, Ectocarpaceae. The record is from the annotation of a GenBank genome assembly.